GGCGCAAUUAAUGGAGGAGGCACGUUUUGAGGAGGCGAGGGAGGGGGCAAUUGAGCUCAGGCGGCCCCAGCGAUGCCCUAUUGGAUUACGUGGGGAUCUCGUUGCUGGUGAAGCAUAGUGGCGUGCAAGGCCCUUCCCUCUGUCUGGCCAAAUUUCUGUCCUUGGUUACAUGCCGACAACCUCAUUGACAUUGAAAUUGCAGGGGUGUAACUAAGGGUGCUCAUUGCCAUCCGCUUACAGAACAUACAUGAAUAAAGUGACACCCCAGACUCCUUUGAGCAAUUGAUAGAGGAAACUUUAACCUGAGAAUGAAGAGAUAAACACUCAGCAGAACCGUAUGAUUGAAACCACAACCCAGCCCUCUGCUGUUGGACAAGGCUUUGUCCUUUUGCCCUGUACAACCGAUGUUGCAGUAGUUCAGAUGGAUCGCAGCAAGGAGGCAGAGAUGGAAUUACGAAGAUCCUCUAGUCCUAGCAAGGUAAACAAGAGCGACAUUGAUGGAGACAAGUCCAUGUGCCACAGCUGCUGCAUCUGUGGCAAGAGUUUUCCUUUUCAGAGCUCCCUGUCUCAGCACAUGAGGAAGCACACAGGAGAGAAGCCCUAUAAAUGUCCUUACUGCGACCAUAGAGCUUCCCAAAAGGGCAAUCUGAAGAUACACAUUCGGAGUCACAGAACAGGCACUUUAAGUCAGGGGCAUGAGGUGGAGAUGGGAGAAGCACAGCUUGGAGAGAUGGGAGUCUCAGAAGGCCUUGACGGAUGUACCAGCCCCACCAAAAGUACAUCUGCCUGCAACAAGAUUCUGAACGGGGCAACUCAGGCAGACAACAGCAAGAUUUUGUUGAGAAGCAGCAAGAAGGAGGUUGUCACAGAGGCACCACCUGCAGAAGAUUGCAAGCUACCCACUUAUCAGUGCACCUUCUGCAAAAACAAGUUUGAGAGAAAGAAAGACCUGGAACAGCACCUACAUCAAGUCCAUAAGCCGUACAAAUGCAGGCUUUGUAGCUACAUGACAUUAAGAGAAGAGACACUGUUAAACCAUAUAGAGAAAGACCAUAUUACAGCUCAAAUUCCAAACGGGGAAGCUUACACCGAGAAUUGCAAGAGUGAGCUGAAUGCAGGGGAAUUUCCUUGUGAAGUCUGUGGUCAGGCCUUCAGUCAAACCUGGUUUCUCAAAGCUCACAUGAAAAAGCAUAGAGGAUCAUUUGAUCAUGGAUGCCACAUUUGUGGCAGAAGAUUUAAAGAACCCUGGUUUCUCAAAAACCACAUGAAAUCACACGGUCCAAAGACGGGGAGCAAAAACAAACCAAAAAAUGAUUUAGAGCCCAUAGCCACUAUUAAUAAUGUGAUUCAGGAGGAAACAAUUGUGACUGGCUUAUCUCUGUAUGAAGUUUGCACCAAGUGUGGGAAUCUGUUUACAAAUAUGGAAAGCCUAAAAGCACACAAUGCUGUUCACUUGAGAGCUCAAAGAAGCAGUACUGAGAACAAGGCUGAGGGGUUAAUUGAUGGAAGCCUAGAUCCAUCUGUAAAUAAGCAAUUUUUCUUACAGUGCCUGAAUCUGAGGCCAGCUGUAGGGAUAGAUAGAGUUACAAGUGGACAGCCUGGAAAAAGGGUAGCUGAGCUGGAUCCAGUCAGUAGCUACCAGGCCUGGCAGCUGGCCACCAAAGGAAAAGUAGCGGAGCCUUCUGAGUAUGUAAAAUAUGUGGGAUGGGAUGAAGUCCUUGCUGAUGCAGAUGUGACUUAUGACAAGGAUAAAAGAGAAUAUAUUCUUGUCAGCCAGGAGAAGCGCAAGCGAGAUCAGGAUUCACCCAGCUCCUCCAGCAACCCCAAGAAGAAAAGCUGUGUCAGUGGGCGCUUGGAGAAGAACAGCAAUGUGCAACAAGGAGAAAACUGUAUCCUUGCCCAGAGCGACCUGGACUACAGACCCUCCUCAAGGCAGAGCAGAAGGGCAUCCCAAAACAAGUCUACCGAGUGCUUUGAGUGUGGAAAGAUUUUCCGCACCUACCACCAAAUGGUGCUCCAUUCGCGGGUGCACAGGAAAGAACGCAGGAGCUGCAGUGAGAGUGGGACCAUUGCUCAGCCAGACCGGUAUGGAUCCAGCAGUGAAGAAGGGGAUUCUGGUUCUGUUAGUGGGCCAAGCACUCCAGGCUCAGCGUCUGCCCCAGAAGAUUCUGUGACCUCUGGAAUGGGUGAGGAGGGUGCUGAGGACAGCUCUGAGGAAGGAGUAUCUGAACCAUCACUAGGUAAAAAGCCAUACCACUGCAGUUUUUCUGAAGAGGGGGCACCAAUGGUAACAUCUCAGGUAGAAGAGCUUCCUAAAUUUGGAAGUGACAAUGCCAGAGAAAAAGAUGCCAAUGAAUCUAAACCAGAACUAUCAACUUUGGUAUCUACCCUGGAAAACAAUAUCAAACGGCCCUUUCCAAAGUAUGAAGCUCAGAGAAAUUCUUCAGACUUAAAGAUGCCAGUGUUUCAACCUAGACAAGAGCUUCCCUGCUCCAGUAGUACUGCUGACUUUGCUUCAGGAGUGGGCCAGACAUCUUUAGAUGCGGCAGUGGACUUGAAAACCUCAUUGGAAAAGCAGGCUAGUCAGCCUAAAGAAAAUUUCUCAGACUUGUGCAGGGAGUACCCUGUUCUCGAAAAAGGGAGAGAGGCACAAGAUAUGGUUCCACUAGAUUUAAGUGAAAAAUCAACGAGGGCUGAUUCAUGCAAUAAGGGUUUUACCUCAUCUUUGCAGGCUGAUUUGAUUGUCCACCCAUGUCCUUACUGCAACCAUAAGACCUAUUACCCUGAAGUCCUGUGGAUGCACAAAAAAAUUUGGCACAAAGUCAGCUGUAACUCGAUGGCUCCACCAUGGAUUCAACAAAAUGGAUUCAAGAGUAUAAAAAACAACUUGGUUUUUCUGGCAAGAAGUGGACGCACUGGUCCUCCUCCAUCCCUUGGUGGUAAAGAAUGCCCACCUUUGCCUGUUGCCAGAUUUACACGCACUCAAGUACCAAGUGCGUUGCCAGGAUCCAAAAGCAAUUCUUCCCCUGUUGGGAUGACUACAAAGCCUGGUAGUAUGCAUCAGUCUAAGGACAGCCAUUCGUUUGGCCACUGCGGUCCACGGUCAUCAGGUCUUGAUGGGUACAGGCAGCCCAAAUCAAACCAUACCCAGGAGCAGCACAGCAUAGCAGCACAACAGCCUCAACUUAAAGCUAAAUAUGAAGUAAACUCCAAACUGAUGCAAGCGGGAAGCUUUAGUAGAAGCCUAACACCCACCCAGACAGUCGUCUCAAGGCCCACCUCACAGCCUGCCAACAGUAAACAGGUGGAGAAGUAUAUGAUUCCCCAAGGAAGUGCUGGUUUUCACUCUUCAAGUAAGCAUUGUGCAUCUGACCCCAUAAAAGCCAAAUUCAACCCACUGCCUCAGUAUCACCCUCUGUGUAAAACUGAGCAGUACAGUAAACAUGAAGAUCCAUCAGUGCCUCAACGGGAAUCUCACACCAAGGCAGGAAAUGAGAUGAGGACGUUGGCAAACUGCACAACAGGAGCAAGAGCGAGUCCACUAAUGCAGCCUCAGCCUAGCACAGCAGGAGCUUCUCCAGCUUUACACUCCAUCAAACAAGAACCAGCAUCAGAGGGGCACGAGAAACGUUUGGACAUUUUUUUUAAGACCUACAUUCCAAAGGACCUUGCUUCGUUGUACCAAACCUGGGGUGCCAAUAGCCCUGUGCUGGAUCAUGCAGGGAUGCUUAGGACACAAACACGCCAAGGAGACUAUGUCUGCAUAGAAUGCGGAAAAUGCUUUAACCAGCACAGUCACUUCCGGACUCAUAUGAGGUCCCACACAGUGGUAUUUGAGUCUAAUGGACUCCGAGGUACUGAAGUUCACACCACCUCCGCAGAUGCCCCAAAACAAGGGAGAGACCAUUCCAAUGCAGAUAUUGUCCAUACAGUGCCUCUCAGAAAGGGAACCUAAAAACACAUGUACAGUGUGUGCACCGGGUACCCUUUGACAACAGCCAGUACCCUGAUCGACGAUUCCAACAACCACAAAGUGAUGAUCCCAACAACCCUAUAGAAGAACAGCUGGAAAACUUCCCUACAAGCCAUCAAAUCUCUGGAGUCACUGUGCUAGAGUGAAAACAGUGCUCUGCUAGAAUGGAGAUGCCUCUGCACUGUUAAUCAUUUUAAAAUAAAUGAAGAUGCUACACAAGAUAUAUAUAAAUUGACAUACUAAUCAGUCCCAUGGUUCCUUAUUUCCUUUAUAAUAAACAGUGGAGUUGGCAAGCACUGUGGCAGUGCAAGGCAUCUAUAUUAAUCAAGAUAAGUUUGAGACACUGGAAUAAUUAAACUAUAUGUGAUUUGGACAGCGUGAAGAAUUUAAGUACUGUAACAAAAACCUCCCUGAUGCUCAGAAUGACUAUUUGAUACAUUUGAAAAACAGCAGUGGAUUUGGGGGCCGAACAAGUAUUAAUUAAUGAAACUGCCACUGCUUGUCAUGAGGAAAAAUAAACUUUUAAAAAGGAGGACGGGGAGGGGGAAAGAGGUGGCAUUUGGUGCUUUGGAGAGCAGUGCUUGAUGAAGGACUAAAGAGGAGACCAUCAUUCUACAAUGGUUUGUUUCAUUACAGUUUGGGGACCACUUGCAUUUCUAAAUCUCUUGUUCUUGACUGCGCACCAUUAAUAGUAUGUGAAUAUGGAAAUUGAAACACUUCCACAGAAAUGCUUAUAUUCUGCGUUGGAAAAGAAAAAGCUGGUUGAACACUAAGAAAAAUAGGCUUUGGUGUUUUACUCUCAGGACCUUUUUUGUAACAGGGCUACUUUCUUUGACCUGAUCACAAAGGAAGUCUGCACGUUUUAAAAAAUUAUUCAGCUGUUUAAAGCCACUGAUCUGUACGUUUUUAAUAGAAAAGGAGUCGCUGAACAAGUUCAGGCUGACCUAGGCCCUUAGGGUACUGGACGCUCCUGUAUUUUUGUUCAGCAAGCCAGUUACCCUUCCUUUCUGGGCUUGGUGACAUUUUGAAAAGAUGAGUAACUUCUUUUGUGGUGGCAGGUUAAUGUUCAUAUAAUGUGUCAUGUCUUGUACUUGGUUAUCACUGGUGGUGUUAGGAGGGAAAAAAGAGCUUUAUAUACCUCUUCUACAGUAACUCUUUUAAAUGCAAGUUUUCAAGGUGGAGGUUGUGGCACAUAGGUUGGUAAACCAUGCAGUGUAAGCAAUUUAAAAAAAUGUAUUCCACAGAUAUAAAUAUUUUCUUUUCUCAUUGCUGUGACACUGUGUGUGAUGGUAAUAUUUCUGAGAGUUUCAGAUUUUGCACAUAUAAUUUUAUGCAUUAUCAAAAGUUACUGCUGCCUUGAAAGAAAAUGUUCUGUGAAAUUUUUUGCAAAAGCUUUACUAGGUGUUUUUUUUUAAUUGUAACAUUUUGUAAAGGCAGGAAAUGGAUUAAAAAAAACUAGCAUGCUAAUUAUAUUUUUCAAAAAAAAGCAAUAAUUUUACAUGUACAGAAAUGAUGCUAACCUUUAAUACCGGCAAGAGCAACAGUUUACUUAAUACAAUAAUGGAAUAGUGCUGUUUUUGUAGUAAAUGGGCUUCUGACACAGAGAUUUGUUUAAAAAAACAAAACAAAAAACAUAAAGCGUGAUUUUUCUGUUCUAACCAUUUUUUUUGUUUGCUUGGGUUUUUUUUAGGGUUUUUUUUAUUUGUUUUGCUUUGUUUGUUUUUAAACCUAGUCAAUAAUUGGUUCUGGCUACUACUUGUUACUUGUUGUGAAUUACUUGACAGUUCUUGUUACUUUGCAACACUUGCAAAAAUGCAAAUAUAACUUUCAUAUGUAAUUUUUUUUACUAAUUUUUUUCUCAUACUUUUACACCAGAUGUAUACCAGAAUUCUCUGUAGUCCUGGUGUAGUUAGGAAUGUCUGUGCAAAUACUUAUAAGUGACUGUCAUUGACUGUUUUGUAAAGUUAUUUUGAGGGAAGUCGCCAGACACAUUCCACUGUGUGUACACACACAGACACAUACACGCAAAAUUGCUGUGUGGAUUAAUGAUCAUCAUUUUGGGGUUUGCACUAGCUUUUUUGGUUGCUUUCUGAGUCAUAUUUUUCUUUGAUGAAAGUAAUGAUGACAGUUCAGGAAUGCACGAAAGCUAGUUGCUUAUCUUAUUUGUUUGUGUUUUAGUUAUUAAAAUCUCUUCUGUACCCAAAAUGGCAUAAAAGUGUAGUGUACAUUUGUAAUUUUUUUUAUUUUUUCCUGUUUUGCAAGCUGAUGUGGAAAAUCAUAAUUAAUAUUUAGAGCAGAUGUUGCUUUCUGGAACCUUUUUUCCAGAAUACCUGACAGAGGCGAGGAUAGUGCUGUCACUGCCAUUACCGGGGUACUAAUCAGCAAAGUUACAAUCAUAAUUUAGCUACAUGAAGAACAACAGUAAGGGAAAUCAGUUUAAAUAAUUAUAUGCUUUGUAUAGCACAGAAAUGAGAUUUUCACAUAAUUAAACAGGAAAUGGGAGGAGUUGGUGAGAGAGAGCCAACCUUGAAGACCAGCCACUUUCAGAUGUGAAUCCUAGGCUUUCUUGUUCCUUCUUUAUCAUUGUAUUGUAUUGAUUUUUUAAUUCAGUUAGACCAUAGUAUUUAAAAUGAUUUGUGUUCUUUAUUUAUUUAGUUAAUUGGUUUUGAUCAGCUUUUUUAAACAGCAUGAUGAUUUUUUAGCAUGACACACUCCUGUAAGCCAUCUUCUGACUGUUACAGACUUUCUACUACCUCUACCAAUCUACUGUUUCCUCCCCUUAACAGGGUUUUACAGUGUUGCAGUCUAAUGUAACUUAGCCAAUAAAGGGUAUGAUUAUCUAUACUGCAGAUUCUCAGUGUAUCUGCCAGCCCUCUUUUUUUCUCUCUCUUUUUGCCUUUAUUUUUCGUCAUACUUAAAAAAGCAGGUGACAGAGAGAUUUUUUCUACAGUAAAUGUUUUAGAUUGACCAAAAUUUUGUCAGACUCAAAGUAACCUCUUCUUGAAGAUAAUCAACUAGUGUAUUGUUGUGUUUCUGUUUGCAUCCUGGAAUUCUUACUGUCAAAAAUGUAUGACUAAAUUCUUGCAUGGUUUUAAAAAAAAGGGGGGUGGGAGGGAGCAAAUCAUAAAGCCAAAACAGGUUUUAGUUUUGUGUUUCAAAACCACUUAGUGAAAAGCUCAGCACAAAUUGCCAUCCCCACCCCAAGAAAGACACUG
This is a messenger RNA of Mauremys reevesii (Reeves's turtle), 7188 nucleotides long. RefSeq names its product zinc finger protein 516 (gene ZNF516). The coding region runs from base 338 to 3955 and encodes 1205 amino acids. The transcript has 7 exons. Gene Ontology annotation, biological process: regulation of DNA-templated transcription. The record is from RefSeq and is a predicted model, not a curated record. NCBI's taxonomy places the organism in Eukaryota, Metazoa, Chordata, Testudines, Geoemydidae. Gene Ontology annotation, cellular component: nucleus. Gene Ontology annotation, molecular function: DNA-binding transcription factor activity, RNA polymerase II-specific; RNA polymerase II cis-regulatory region sequence-specific DNA binding.